Molecule: messenger RNA, 528 nt
Organism: Suillus fuscotomentosus
Lineage: Eukaryota; Fungi; Basidiomycota; Agaricomycetes; Boletales; Suillaceae
Exons: 4
Coding region: 1-528 (175 amino acids)
Source: RefSeq, a predicted model, not a curated record
AUGAUGGACUAUAAGGAACAGAGAGAAUGGCUUCAAGAAUACCUGCCCCAAUAUAUGACUGAGCACCUGAAAGACAAGAAUUACUCUCACUUUUGGCCUGUGCUGAAUGCAGAAUGGUUUAAGUGGUUAUGUUUCCUGACAUUCCCACUGAUACUCUUUCAGCAGAGGAAAAUAUUGCAGUGGACAAAGCUAAAAUCAAGUGCAAAGUGCCCGAAGAAGGAAUCAACAGUUUUCAAUGACAUGCUACAGCCAAAAAGACGUGCCAAGUCCAAGGCCGAGAUAUACUCUGAUAUCUACUAUAACAAGCGCAUCAAGCCAUUGGUGAAGGCUGAGGAAGAGGUUGGGAAUUUGCUAGAAGAUGAGGAUGAGGAUGUCAAAGCUCAGGUCCACAAAAUGUACGAGCAGCAGUGGAGAACUCACGAGAAUGCUGCCAAAACAAAUGUUUUAGAUGAUGAUGAGGGUGACUGCAUGCUUGAUGCAGAGGCAAUCACACAGGGUAUAGAUGACUUAUCAAUUAUCUGCCAGUGA